Messenger RNA from Pseudocercospora fijiensis CIRAD86, 746 nucleotides. RefSeq lists its product as uncharacterized. Lineage: Eukaryota; Fungi; Ascomycota; Dothideomycetes; Mycosphaerellales; Mycosphaerellaceae. The transcript has a single exon. The annotation marks the transcript as partial. The record is from RefSeq and is a predicted model, not a curated record.
CUCACAUCCACGACUCACGCACAUGCAAAUGCACAUGCAGUGAUGACACCGCCUCAGAGCCAUCACAAGCGCAGCGCAUAGACUGUCGUCCUCACAUGUACUUUUUCACUUCACUCACUUCGAGCAUGUGAUCCUAGUCGCUACGUGUGGACUGCAUCGUCGGACUCCCGUCUUCGCUUCGCAUGCAGGUACCUUGGAGACAGCCAUAACGCAUCAACCUCGUGCGCCAUUGCUCUGGAAGUAUGGCAAAGCGCGAGAGGGCAGGCUCGAUGUCUGAUGGAGCACGUUCUCCGGAUCUACCAGAAGAGGAGGAAGCCCAUACACCCAAGUAUGUCGAGCUUGCAGAGCCAGAGCAGGCCCCUGCAAAAGCAAUGCAAUGUCUACUGCCGCCUCACAAGCCGCUGAGUUUUGCAGCUUACAACGACUAUGAAGCCCACUACUAUCAGUCGCAUACCAACAGAUGCCGGGAAUGUCAGAAGAAUCUGCCCACGCCGCACUUUCUGGAAUUGCACUUGUCGGAGAAUCACGACCCCAUAGUAGCGGCGAAGCGUGACAGGGGCGAAAAGACAUUCGCGUGCUUUGUCGAGGGCUGCGAGAAGGUCUGCUCGGAAUGGCAGAAGCGCAGGUCGCACCUAGUCGACAGACAUGGAUUCCCGAGGAACUACGACUUCUUCAUUGUCAACAACGGCAUAGAUGGGAGACGGAGUAUGCUGCGGCCUGGCGUCGAUGCCCAAGGUCACCGCAAG